Molecule: messenger RNA, 2922 nt
Organism: Fonsecaea erecta
Lineage: Eukaryota; Fungi; Ascomycota; Eurotiomycetes; Chaetothyriales; Herpotrichiellaceae
Exons: 1
Coding region: 1-2922 (973 amino acids)
Molecular function (GO): ATP binding; ATP hydrolysis activity
Source: RefSeq, a predicted model, not a curated record
AUGGAUCAAACUACUGGUGUCACGGCGGAAACAAACAAGGCAGAGUCUUCAGCCGAACGCCCUGCCGCCAGCAAGAUUCCUGCAUCCGAGGCAGCCAAAGACCAGAAGAAAUGCAAGAAGCAUGUUGUGCCAUCCAGCAAGGCAAAACCCAAGCCCAAGCCCAAGCCUAAGCACAAGCAUGGCAGCAAGAAAAAAGACGUCACCGAGACAGAAGUCGAAUCCUCAGACUCAGAGUCCCCUUCGGAAGCCUCGACCGAUAGUGACGGUUCGAGUGACUCGGACAGCGACUCUUCCUCCGUCGUCGAAGCCUCUAAGAAGAAGGCCAAAGUCAAGAAACUGCGAGCCCAGGCGAAAGCACUAGCGAAGGAGCUCAAGAAGCAACGAAAGAAAUCUAAAAAGAAGCCAACAACUACAACUACUACGGAGGAGGACUCGUUCAGCGAGUCCGAGUUGGAAGAGGAGGUCAUUAAGCCUCGAUCGAGAGUCCGAGUCAAGUCGUCCAAGAGGGUGUCCAGGAAACAUGCCAGUCCUGACCGAGAUGAAUGUGAUGUGAUCGAUAUCUGUGAAGACCCCAAUUCUGCAAGAUUACGCCAGCUGAAAUCCUCGUUGCGCAAGCUCGACUUCGACCCCAAUACGCUUCCUCCUCCGUCUGCUGUCUUUGGCAUGCCUAGAGGUCAAAUCAAUCCGGAGCCCAUGCUGCCCAUCGAGACCUAUGGCCAGCCUCGACGAAGCCGGCGUAGAGAUGUCGUCCUCGAUGAUCAAUUUCUUCAAGACCUCGAGGAAGUCAAGCCGAAGAAGCACAAGAAGCCGAAGCGCGCCUCCAAGGUGGCCUACAAACGAGUGGACCAACUCUGGGAUCAGUCCAUCCACAACUUCAAGCUCACCGAGACGGUCAAAAACACUGGCGAGGCCAUCUGGGACCAAUACAUCUUUACUGUUCGUCGUCGGUUUGACUGGGAGCACAAAUAUCUGACCACCGUCGUCGACAUCAAAUCCGAACCUCUCAAGGAAUGCCUUCAACACGUCAUGGCCGGCGUCAAGGGCAUCAGUCUCGUGGAAGACACCCCCCAUCUUGAUCCCAACAUGCUCUUCCUGUAUCUGGAAGAGAUGAGAGAGUAUGCCAGGACGCUCGAGGACGACACGGGGGGAAAGAAGCGCAAGGAGGCCAAAGCUUCCAAGAUCAAAGCCAAACACCUCCGCGUGAUGGUCAAAUACCUAGACAAAGAUUUUGCUGAAACCAAGAAGAAUCUCUAUCCCAUGCUGGAAAGUGGCAUGAUCACGUUUGAUCUCCUGUGGGCCCUGUACAAGCCCAACGCCAUUGUCUACUCAUCCACCUAUGGAGAUCAAGACGAACCUCGCGCCUUCAAGAUCGACUUCACCACCAAGGAGUCGCACUUUAUGAGGGGUAGCUGGUAUAUUGUCGAAGGUCGAUACCUGGAGUACGACGGCAAGAACUUUGGAAUGGGCACCACGCACUCAGAAAUCUCGUCUUUCCAAGGCGUGCGCAAGAUCACCUCAUUGGACUGCUAUCCGAUUCAGUAUCACAAACACGCCGACAAGAUGCGGUCUCAGCUGAUUGAGCGUGGAAAGCAGUUUGUGUCCCUCCAGGGCAUGAAUUACCGCCAUCACAAGGGCAUGGCCUACACCAAACGCAAGAAGCAAGUCUUGAAGAUCAACAUCGAUGGGCGUGUCAUGGUCGAUCCCGCCAUCCAUCGCCGCAUCAACCCCAACUAUCCUGCCAGUGUCAUCAAGCCCAAAGACGAUCCAGAAGGACUCCUGCUGGACGACUCGGAUGACGACUGUGGCUGCGGCUUUGAUAGUGGCUCUGACCUGGGGGGCAACAACCAGACCACUCCUUCGGAUGAAACCAUUCAGGUGCAGGAGACCAAGAAAUACAAAGUGGUGAAGACGCCGGAUGGUCAAAAUGUCAUUAUCGAGGUCAACUCGAAGGAGGACCUGGACUGGAGCCAAAAGGCUGAACCGCUUGAGGACGACAAGCUGUCUACCCACGAGUUUACCGAGGAAGAACUGCUCAUUGCCAGCCCGGUCGUCUUGGGCUUCGCGUUUGGUGAGAAACUUUGGCUCGAGUUCACCGUCUCCGGCAUCACCGACGUUGUCUUCAACGACCAAGCAUUUGAAAGCCUUGUCCUUCCGGACAGCCACAAGUCCAUCGUCAAGGCCCUUGUUUCCAGCCAUGCCUUCCAAGCCCACAAAAGCAUUGACGACAUCAUCUCUGGCAAAGGCCGUGGCUUGGUGGCCGUUCUCCAUGGUCCUCCCGGCACCGGCAAGACCUUGACCGCCGAAGGAAUCGCGGAUCUCCUCAAGUGUCCCUUGUACAUGGUCAGCGCGGGCGAUCUGGGCACGGAACCCACCAAACUUGAGAAGGAACUCCAGAACAUCCUGGAUAUUGCCCACAGCUGGGGUGCGAUCCUUUUGCUGGACGAAGCCGAUGUCUUCUUGGAACAACGGUCCAUCCAUGACAUCCAUCGCAAUGCUCUCGUCAGCAUCUUCCUUCGUCUGCUUGAAUACUUUCAAGGCAUUCUCUUCCUGACCACCAACCGCGUGGAGACGUUUGACGCCGCCUUUGUGUCACGGAUCCACCUGUCGCUGCGCUUCCAGAACCUCACGACCAAGGCCAAACGCACCGUGUGGAAGCUUUUCAUUGACCGGGUCAAGAAUCAAGAAGGGAUGCAACUUGCGAAUAUCACCGAGCAGGAUUACAACGACCUCGCGCGCCGCGAAGUCAAUGGGCGACAGAUCAAGAACCUUGUGCGCGCCGCACAAGCUCUGGCUGUGCACGAAGAAGUGCCUCUGAGUAUGGUGCAUAUCAAGCGUGUGAUUGAUGUGGCUGAGAGCUUUGAGAUGGAUCUCAAAGGUGGGACUGGAUACACGGACGCCAUGAGAAGUGAGUUCUAUUUGUGA